Seriola dumerili (greater amberjack) is the source of this 1558-nucleotide messenger RNA. It is a transcript of the gene orc5, whose product is annotated as origin recognition complex subunit 5. Lineage: Eukaryota; Metazoa; Chordata; Actinopteri; Carangiformes; Carangidae. Gene Ontology annotation, molecular function: DNA replication origin binding. Bases 23 to 1360 code for a protein of 445 amino acids. The record is from RefSeq and is a predicted model, not a curated record. The transcript has 14 exons. Gene Ontology annotation, biological process: DNA replication; DNA replication initiation. Gene Ontology annotation, cellular component: nuclear origin of replication recognition complex; nucleus.
AUUGGAAGUACGAAAAAACAGGAUGACGGCGUUGUUACGGCAGCAAGGAUAUGAGGAGGAGAGGCUGCAGAGAGCCGCAGAGCUUCUGCCCUGCAGAGAGGUCCAGGCGGGAGUGCUGCUGUCGCUAAUGGGACAACCGCAGCAGUACAGCUACCCUUCAAUCUUCAUCUACGGUCAUCGGGCUUCAGGGAAGAGUCAUGUGAUGCAAGUUUUGCUGAAGGAACUUGAGCUGCCUCACGCUACAGUCAGCUGUGUCGAAUGUGUUUCCGCCACGUUGCUGUUUGAACAAGUGCUGCUGUCCUUCUUUGGCUGCGAGGCUGCCUCACUGCUCCCCCGCAGUCCCUCCCUGUCUGACUUUGUACGCAUCUACAGGCAGCAGUGCUCCCAGUCUCCUGCCAAGCAGACGCGAUACAUUGUAAUGGAAAAAGCAGAGCUUUUGAGAGACACUGAUGCCAAUCUCCUCCCUGCUCUCCUGCGUCUUCAGGAACUGGUUGAGGACAACAUUACUGUCAUCCUGCUCAGUGAAAUCGCCUGGGACAAGUUCAGACCGAACACGGGCUGUUUCGAGCCGCUUCUGCUCCAUUUCCCCGACUACAGUAAAGGUGAGCUGCAGCAGAUCUUGUCCCAGGACAGGCAUCCGUCAUAUUCAGCUGAGUUUUACUCAUCAUACAUCAACAUCCUGCUGGGAGUCUUUUACUCGGUCUGUCGGGACCUCAGAGAGCUUCGGCACCUGGCUGCCCUCAAUUUUUCAAAGUUCUGUGAGCCUUUGGCAGAAGGAAAAGUGAAAGAGACUGACACACACAAGCUGUGGAGGAACAUAGAGCCUCAUUUGAAAAAAGCCAUGCAGACAGUUUAUCUCCGAGAAGUGUCCAGUGUUCAGUGGGAGCAGAUGCAGCAAAUGGAGGAGAAGGAAACUGGAGCCUUGAGAGGUUUAUCUGCUCACACUCACGUUGAACUGCCUUAUUACUCCAAGUUCCUGUUGAUUGCUGCCUACCUGGCAUCCUACAACCCUGCACGCACAGACAAACGCUUUUUCGUCAAGCACCACGGUAAAAUAAGAAAAACAAACUUCUUGAAGAAAAAUGAAAAGACUAGUAACCACCUUCUGGGGCCCAAGCCUUUCCCUCUAGACCGCCUUCUCGCCAUUUUCUACAGCGUGGUGGACAGCAGAGUCGCCCCCACUGCCAGUAUAUUCUCUCAGAUCUCCUCUCUGGUGACCUUACAGCUGUUGACUCAGGUCAGUCAUGACGACCAGCUCGAUGCCCCAAAGUACAAAUGUGCUGUUUCCAUGGACUUCAUCUGCGCCAUAUCCAGGACGGUGAACUUUGACAUUGUCAAGUAUCUGUACGACUUCCUGUGAGCCUGCAGUGAGUGAAGGAGAGACGACACCCUGUGACAGUAAGACAAAGGGGGAUUUCUCACCACAAGAACACACCUCAGGACAAGCAUUUGGCAAAAUAUGUGGCGGGAGAAUUAAUCCAAUUAUGUCACUGCCCCCUUGUGGUUGAUAAAUGAGCUUUAUCCUGUAGAGUUUCUGUGCCUCCAACCAUGUUAAAUA